AAGUAGGGCCGGGUUAGCCCCUAACCCCAAUUUCUUCUGAACAACCACUUCACUGAGCACUUAACGGUCUCUCUCUCACUCUCGCCACCCCUCCCUCCACCUUUUCCCACCGUCUCACCCCGUCAUGCUGGACCCCGGAGGAAACCUCUGCCCUCAUCGACGCCUACCGCGAUAAGUGGUACUCCCUCGGCCGCACAAACCUCAAAGCCACCCACUGGCAAGAGGUCGCCGAUGUCGUCACUGCCUAGUGCCCCAACGCUUCCGCCACUGCCAAAAUCGCCGUCCAGUGCCGCCAUAAAAUGGAAAAACUCCGCAAACGGUACCGCACCGAAAUCCAAUGCCUCCGCUCCCUCCCUCUCCCUCGCCUCAUCAACAACUCCACCACCGCUUCACCCUCCUCCUGGGUUCACUUCAAAUCCAUGGAUUCCAUGGCAAAAGGCCCCAACAAACCCCACACCGACACCACCGCCGCCACCAACCCCAACACCCCCACCAACAACCUCAAUUUCCCCGACGACGACCCUUUUGAGAGGUUCACUGCUGUUGGGGCUCGCAUGCCUAAAGGAGUUCUUCUUGUUGGUCCUCCAGGAACUGGGAAGACCCUGUUGGUCAAGGCUAUUGGUGGUGAAGCUGGUGUUCCAUUUUUUUUCAAUAUCUAGUUCUGAGUUUGUUGAGAUGUUUGUUGAUGUUGGUGCUUCUCGAGUUCGUGAUUUGUUCAUGAAGGCCAAAGAGAACGCCCCUUGCAUUGUCUUUGUUGAUGAAAUUGAUGCUGUUGGAAGACAAAGAGGAACUGGAAUUGGUGGAGGGAAUGAUGAAAGAGAGCAGACCCUCAACCAACUUUUGACAGAAAUGGAUGGUUUUAAGGGUAAUACUGGUAUCAUUGUCAUUGCAGCAACUAACAGGGCAGACAUUCUUGACUCUGCCUUAUUAAGACCAGGAUGGUUUGAUAGACAGGUUACUGUUGAUGUUCCAGAUAUAAGGGGAAGGACCGAAAUUCUAAAGGUUCAUGGUAGCAAUAAAAAGUUUGAUGAUGAUGUUUCUCUUGAUGUGAUUGCCAUGAGAACGCCUGGUUUUAGUGGAGCUGAUCUUGCAAAUCUCUUGAAUGAGGCUGCCAUUUUACCUGGUUUGGCAAAACAGGUUAUUCUUCAAGUAUUUAUUAGAUAAUGGUGAAAAGUCCAAAGAUGGGGUAUUUGUUCCAAAGAAGGGAAGUAGGUAAAUAAAUGCUUUUGAUUGACCAAGUUUCUAUGAUCUUUAAUUAGGCAUCAAUAACUAGGGAAAAUACAUGUUAUUAAGGUAUAGCUUUAUUUAGGUUGUACUUAUAGCCAUAACGAAUUGAAUAUUGUAAUUUUGUUUUUAUGAUGCAUGUUUUUGUGACAUUUAAUGAUUUGAUCACAUGAUUAACAUUUGCGGGUGUUAUGGGGGGUUGUAUAAUUCUGGUAUUUCAGGAUGAGUUACAGUAUUUCUAACUCACCUAAUUUUGGCUUGUUCUGUUUCCAACUCACCUAAUUUUGGCUUGUUCUGUUUGCAUAGCAGAAGAACUUGUCUGGAUAAAUAACUCAAGAUUCUUGAUUCUUAUUCUAACAAAAGCUACUUCUCAAUCUAAUAAUAUAAAAAUUAGAAGUUGUCUGUGCAAACUGAGAAGUAUAUAAUAUAGAGACAUUUUUAAUGGCCUAAUUAAAUUCUGUGUAAUUUUGGUGAAUGUAUUUUUAAUUGUUUAAGGCAACUUGCCUAAGAAUAUCCCAGUCAAGUUAUAAUAAGUCAGUAUUCUUUCAUUGCAUCCCUUCAUGGACAUCUGAUGAAAAUUGGAAAUAAUAUUAUAGUAUUGUUAUAUGAUCAAUAAGGACAUUGAAAUCACCAAUGAAAUUUAUUCAGUCCAAGGAGUUGAAUAUGAUCGCCAGGUAGACUCUUUACUAAGUCGAAAAGUGUAAAUUUGUGUACUUGUGCUUUUAGAUUCUGAUCAAUUGUGACUCAUACAUUAUCUUAACAUGGUAUAGGAAAUAAUUUCUAGAGCUUAUUUCAAAUUAACCAACCUUCAGGAGCAGAAAUCAUGUAAAAACUUGAGGAUUAUGGCUGUCUUAACUUUCAAAUGAAACACUAUAUAUUCUAUACAAAAAGUAUAAUAGAGCUUUUAAAAAAAAAUCUUCUUACUGUGGUAUUUAUUGGCACAACCUUCAUUUAUGUUGUCUAUACGUAUAAUGAAUAUGUU
Molecule: messenger RNA, 2206 nt
Organism: Vigna angularis (adzuki bean)
Lineage: Eukaryota; Viridiplantae; Streptophyta; Magnoliopsida; Fabales; Fabaceae
Product: ATP-dependent zinc metalloprotease FTSH 2, chloroplastic
Exons: 4
Coding region: 232-1164 (310 amino acids)
Biological process (GO): proteolysis
Cellular component (GO): chloroplast thylakoid
Molecular function (GO): ATP hydrolysis activity; ATP binding; ATP-dependent peptidase activity
Source: RefSeq, a predicted model, not a curated record